This is a messenger RNA of Zasmidium cellare ATCC 36951, 498 nucleotides long. RefSeq lists its product as uncharacterized. The record is from RefSeq and is a predicted model, not a curated record. Lineage: Eukaryota; Fungi; Ascomycota; Dothideomycetes; Mycosphaerellales; Mycosphaerellaceae. The coding region runs from base 1 to 498 and encodes 165 amino acids. The transcript has a single exon.
AUGGUCAUUCAUGAGGAAGCUACAGCCAGCCGUGACUUCCUCUUCAAGCUCGAGAUUGCCAUUUCUCCGACAUGCCAUCCACAACUCACCAGGACCGGCGCAAUCCCAUUAUACAUGUUGUUGAUGUGUCAAGCAAGGCAUGGCGGCCAAGUCACUGCGUGCAUUUAUGAAGACCGGCGACACUGCAUCGCGCAUCACAACAUGCACUGGCGCUAUUCAUAUGGAAUUAUCCAAAUAAAAUCUCACCAAGGAUCAAGUGAGUACGCCGACAACAGCUCUCAGCUCCAUGCUGCAGGUCCAGUCUCGAGAGGGCAGAUACAUAUCGCUCCCGUGGUCAUCGACCUGGGCAGUUCGAACCAAUCCGAACAGGCCUGCGUUAGUCGAGUCGGAGCUGUUGCUGUUGGAAGACACGAAUCGUGCGAUGGUAGGUCUCCCCUGGUAUUGGACCUUCAAUGGAGAUGGAUCAUAGGCCUCCUUCCGGACAUGUUCGCGGCUUGA